CUGCGCUCCAUCCUUCAUCCCUCCCCCGCCCUCGGGAGCCUGGUCCCCAGCGCCGCGCUCCCGACCCCAGCCGAGGGGGGCGGGGCUCAGGUAGGGAGGCGGGGGGCGGGGGGCUUCGGGGGCGGCCUCCCGCCCCUGGGCUCGGCCAAUGGGGACGGCCCCCUGUGCGGCCCGGCCAAUGGCGAGGCUGCGGCGGCGGCGGCGGCGCGCGCGCGCGCGUGGGGGGCUGUUACCCGGCUCCAGCGCCCGGGCCGGGCCGGGCCAGGCAACUGGGGGCGGGGCUGGUUGCUGUUUUGCAGCCGCCGGAGCCGCAGCCGCGGCCGGAGCCUCGGCAGUCUCGCUGGCCGGCGCCGGGCUCCGGGCGGCGCGGCGUGACGGAGGCUCCGCGGGAGGGGGCCCGGGAGGCCCCGGAGCGUGCCGCGCCCGGACUCGCAGCCGGAGGAGGACGAGCCGCCGCCCGGCGGCCCCCGCGGCGCAUCCCCGGACCCAGACCCAAGCCGAGGUGAAAGCUUCUCAGCAGGGCAGGAGCAGUGAGUGGGACCUCCAUCGUGGGACCGCACUUCUCUGCUUCCUGGAUACCUGGGUUCCGGUUGCCUCGAGCCCUCUUCUCAGUGCCUCUGUCUUUCCUUCCAAAUCCCCCAGGGAUGGGCUGGGGCCCAGGGGUUGA
Molecule: messenger RNA, 667 nt
Organism: Sarcophilus harrisii (Tasmanian devil)
Lineage: Eukaryota; Metazoa; Chordata; Mammalia; Dasyuromorphia; Dasyuridae
Product: translation initiation factor IF-2-like
Exons: 2
Coding region: 149-667 (172 amino acids)
Source: RefSeq, a predicted model, not a curated record